UUCUGGAAACCCAAUCCGAGGCUAGCGGGGGCGGGCGCAGCUGAUAUAUAAGCACUAGCGCAGCGUCGGUUGUAGCAUUCUGCGCGCUUGCCUUUUUGCACCUGUAAGGAUUUCAACGCCCGUGCUGCUGCCGCAGUCGUCACCAUGAGGGAGAUCGUCCACCUGCAGGCCGGGCAGUGCGGCAACCAGAUCGGCGCAAAGUUCUGGGAGGUGAUCAGCGACGAACAUGGCAUUGACCCUACUGGCACAUACCAUGGAGACAGCGACCUGCAAUUGGAGCGCAUUAACGUGUAUUACAACGAGGCCACGGGUGGCAAGUACGUUCCCCGCGCCGUCCUGGUGGAUCUGGAGCCUGGCACCAUGGACUCUGUACGCUCAGGGCCCUUCGGGCAGAUAUUCAGGCCUGACAACUUUGUCUUUGGUCAGAGUGGUGCUGGGAACAAUUGGGCCAAGGGGCAUUACACAGAAGGUGCAGAGCUGGUGGAUUCGGUUCUGGAUGUUGUGAGAAAGGAAGCAGAGAGCUGUGACUGCCUGCAGGGUUUCCAGCUGACCCACUCCCUGGGUGGGGGGACCGGGUCCGGGAUGGGUACCCUCCUCAUCAGCAAGAUCCGGGAAGAGUACCCAGACCGGAUCAUGAACACGUUCAGUGUGGUGCCCUCCCCCAAAGUGUCGGACACAGUGGUCGAGCCUUACAAUGCCACCCUCUCAGUCCACCAGCUUGUAGAAAACACAGAUGAAACCUAUUGCAUUGAUAAUGAAGCCCUGUAUGACAUCUGCUUCAGAACCCUAAAGCUUACCACGCCCACCUACGGUGACCUAAACCACCUGGUGUCAGCCACCAUGAGUGGGGUCACUACCUGCCUGCGCUUCCCUGGCCAGCUCAAUGCUGACCUGCGAAAGCUGGCUGUGAACAUGGUGCCCUUCCCCCGCCUGCACUUCUUCAUGCCUGGCUUUGCUCCCCUGACCAGCCGAGGCAGCCAGCAGUACCGGGCCUUGACGGUGCCCGAGCUCACCCAGCAGAUGUUUGACGCCAAGAACAUGAUGGCUGCCUGUGAUCCCCGCCAUGGCCGCUACCUGACAGUGGCCGCGGUGUUCAGGGGACGCAUGUCCAUGAAGGAGGUGGAUGAACAGAUGCUUAAUGUCCAAAACAAGAAUAGCAGCUAUUUCGUCGAGUGGAUCCCCAACAACGUGAAGACAGCUGUUUGUGACAUCCCACCCCGGGGGCUAAAAAUGUCGGCCACCUUCAUUGGCAACAGCACAGCCAUCCAGGAGCUGUUCAAGCGCAUCUCAGAGCAGUUUACGGCCAUGUUCCGUCGCAAGGCCUUCCUGCACUGGUACACAGGUGAAGGUAUGGAUGAGAUGGAGUUCACCGAGGCCGAGAGUAACAUGAACGACCUGGUGUCCGAGUACCAGCAGUACCAGGACGCCACGGCUGAGGAAGAGGGCGAGUUUGAGGAGGAAGCUGAGGAGGAGGUGGCAUAGAGCCGUUAGCUGGUAAAGUGUGGAAGCAGUGUGAACUCUUUAUUCACCCACAGUCUGCGGAUAACCCUUUCUCACUCUGCACUGCUGUCUUUGUCUUGACAUCACAUCCUGUACAGGCAGACCAUUAAAAGCAUUUUCAUAGUG
Messenger RNA from Cavia porcellus (domestic guinea pig), 1626 nucleotides. RefSeq names its product tubulin beta 4B class IVb (gene Tubb4b). Gene Ontology annotation, molecular function: structural constituent of cytoskeleton; GTP binding; GTPase activity. NCBI's taxonomy places the organism in Eukaryota, Metazoa, Chordata, Mammalia, Rodentia, Caviidae. The transcript has 4 exons. The record is from RefSeq and is a predicted model, not a curated record. Gene Ontology annotation, cellular component: microtubule; cytoplasm. Gene Ontology annotation, biological process: microtubule cytoskeleton organization; mitotic cell cycle. Bases 145 to 1482 code for a protein of 445 amino acids.